Symbiodinium necroappetens is the source of this 648-nucleotide messenger RNA. NCBI's taxonomy places the organism in Eukaryota, Dinophyceae, Suessiales, Symbiodiniaceae. The record is from the annotation of a GenBank genome assembly.
AUGGGGGAUGAGCUGCAUAUCCUGCGCAGAAUCGUUACCGUAGAUUCGCUGCGAAGCAUCGGAAAGCACUCCGUGUUCUUUCGUCCUCUACCCCACAGACCUUUACACUUAUGGCACCAGGUCUUGUUGGUUCAUCUUUGGCAGGAUCCGCCGAAGAUUCUUCGGCCCGUGAAGUUUGACACCAUCGUCGUGGACGAGGCAGCCCAGGCUCCUGAGCCCGACGUGGUGCUGCCCUCCACCUGUGCCACGACCCGGGUGGUGGUGGUAGGUGACCACAAGCAGCUUGGCCCGGUGGUGCCCGAGCGGAAUUUGUGUGCGCCUUACGUCAGCGUCCUGGAGACGCCCUUCCUGGAGCGGAUGCUCAAAAAUCCACGGCGAUGGGAGGCCAGCACGAUGCUGAACAUGCAGUACCGCAUGCACCCGUCGAUUCGGAGCUUCCCAUCGUCGCAAUUCUACGACUCCAAGCUUGAGGACAGUGUCUCCAUCCCUCAUCGCCCUGAGCUGAACCGCAUUUGGCCACAUGAGAACGAGCACCGCCGCUUCAUCGAUUGCCAGACUCCACAGUCUUUGGGCCUAUCACCCGAGCUCAACCGUGCCUGCGACGCUGCCCUCAUGGAGAACAAGACAUCCCUCAAGAACGCGCCCUGA